This is a messenger RNA of Scylla paramamosain (green mud crab), 5343 nucleotides long. RefSeq lists its product as uncharacterized. Gene Ontology annotation, molecular function: protein binding. The transcript is spliced from 18 exons. The coding region runs from base 456 to 4733 and encodes 1425 amino acids. The record is from RefSeq and is a predicted model, not a curated record. NCBI's taxonomy places the organism in Eukaryota, Metazoa, Arthropoda, Malacostraca, Decapoda, Portunidae.
ACACACACACACACACACACACACACACACACACACACACACACACACACACACACACACACACAUACAUACACACACACACACACACACACACACACACACACACACACACACACACACACAUACACACAAACACACACAACCCUUUCUAAUCCAUCUUAUCACUAGAGCUCUUACCUCUGUGGGCGAGUGAGGGAGAUAGUGAGUGAGGGAGGGAAGGAUAGAGAAUGUUUCUGUUUUUGUGUUGUGAAGGGCCUGUGUUGCCUCAGUGUUACUUUUAUAACUUCAAAACAAAGGACACAGGUGAGGAGAACCACCGCCAAUUAACCUGUCGCUGCAACUUUGACGACCACCCACGGGAGGAGAGAAGGGCGGCGUGGCGGGAAGCGGUGGUGGGCGGCAAGGAUGAGCGGUGAAGUGAGCCCUGCCCUCAGUGAACAUUCCCCGCGGCCGCGAUGAGGCUGGGGGCAUGGGCGUGGCUGCUCUGCCUCGCCGUCACCGCCAGUGAGGGCAGCGAGGAGGGAGUGCUGACGAAGGAUCUGGUCCCCUACAGCAGCGCCACGGUCCUCAGCCGCUCCCCCAGGGCCGUCUGCUCCUCAACCAUCACCAUCACGCCCUCCAAUGACGAUCUGUACUGGCAUGUGGGGAAUGUACAGGAUGUGUGGUGCUCUGUAGUGGCGCAAAACGACAGCAGUGUAGCCGCCAAAAACCUUGUAUUCUUUAAGGGCACUGACAGACUUCAGCACCAGGUGGUGAACAGCACAACCAUUCGAACCACCCUUAACCUGACGCAGCCUGAGAAGUUUAAGCUGAUGUGUACUGAUCAGAAUGGCAACCUGUGCAUGGCGCAGGUGAAGAUUGGAUACGAGCCUUUGGACGUGGAGGACCUGAAGUGCAUCUCACAUAACUGGGAGUUCUUCUCUUGCACCUGGAAACUUCCUAACAACCCAGUGCAGGACGUGGCCAACGAAUACGUGGCUUACCUCAUAUCUACCGUGGACCCUUCAAAGAGAAGCCUUUGCGACUGUAACGGCUACACCCCACUGCUGGACGACACCUGCUCCUGUCAUGACACCUGCUGCCUGUGGUCCGGUGAGUCGUACUUCAACACCGACCGGAAGGUGGAGGUGAUGUUCUUGGCCAGCAAUGAGCUGGGCUCCGCCAACUUCAGCCACACUUUUGACAACUAUGCCGUGGUGGUGCCCGCCGCGAUGUCCAGCGUGAGCGUGGCGGGCGUGCCGGGGCGGCGAGAGGCGGUGGUGGGGUGGACGCUGCCGCCCCCGAUGGGCACCUUUGCCGAGGCUGCCGCAGGGGUGUUGGUGCGGGUGGACCACCGCCUGGCCGAGGGCGUGGAGUCACCAUUAUCCCCAUCACCACCACCAUCACCAACAGCAGCAGCAGCAGCAGCAGCAGCAGGAGACUGGAUCCUGGGAACGCUGCUGCCGUGCCACAACGACACCUGCAAGACCGGGCAGCACAGAAUCUUGCUGGAGUUCUGGUGGCGCCGCUUCGAGGUGCGAGUGCUCCUGCGUUCUGCCGCGGCUCCUGCGCCCUUGGAAGAGGACGACUCGUGGUCAGACUGGGAACCUCGCAACGUGACGACCCCGCCCUCUGUGCCCGACGCCCCUCCGGCGGUGGGUCCCGGCACCUUCCAGGUGACGCAGCGGGGGUUCCCGAGCCUGUGUGACCUGACCCUCACCUGGCAGCAGGUGCCGCCGCUCCUCCACAACGGACCAGACUUCGGCUACCUGGUGCAGGUGUGCGGCACCCCACGCGGGGACGAGGGCGAAGGCGAGGGCGAGGAGGUGCUGGCGCAGAUCGCAGUCAGUGAAACCUUCGUGGUGUUCCGUAACUUGUCCACCGUGGCGCCCUACACGCUGCGGGUGGCGGCAAGGAACAGGGAGGGCCACAGCAGCACGUGGUCGGCGGUGGGCGUGCGUCCCGGCAGGCCAGCGCCGCCGCUGCUGCCGGUAGUGGUGCUGCACGCCGGGGAGGGGCAGGACGCCUUGUAUGAGUUGCGCUGGCGGCCUGGCGACACCCCGCGCCACACCGUGUACGUGUGCACCGGUGCGCAGGAGGGCACCAACCCGUGCACGGGCCAGCUGGCCUGGACCAGCGUGGACAACUCCUCCUCCGCUAACUUCACGCUGCGUGACUUCGGGCUGCAGGGCGCGGCGGGGCAGGUGACCUUCGCCUUGUCGCAGGAGGACCAGGUCGGGACGUCCAGCGGCCUGGCGUGGGACCGCUGCGUCACCCCUCAGCUCUUCACCACCGCCCUCGCCCCGCCCAAGCUGGAGGACGCCCCCCUCGCGGGAAGCUCGUGGGUGGAGCUGCCGUGGUCUCUGGACUGCCGCUCUUGGGCGGGCGUGGUGGAGGCCACGGAGGCCUCCUACUGCCGCGGGGGUCACCGCUACCCGUCCAACUGCACAGCGGAGGUGAUGUUCGCGACGGGGGACGCCUGGCAGGAGCCGUUCACACUGAAUGAUUUGGACAGCGACGCGCAGUAUACCGCGUGGCUCAGGAUACAGUACCGCAGCGGACGUUCACAGUGGUCUGAGGGCGUCACCUUCACCACGAGCACACCAGGUGUGGAGGCGUGGCUCAUUGUGGUGUUGGUGACGGUGGGCCUCAUCUGCACUGUGGCCGUCCUGCUCUUCCUGGUCUACAGCAAGAGGAAAUUUGUGGAUAAUCUGAAGAAGUUACGUCUGCAGCCUUCCCUUCCUUCUGGUCUUGUUACUGAGAGGCAGCCGGGUUCCCAAGGCAGCGGCGGCGGGGGGGAGGGCUGCGCUGAUGGCACUGCUGUCAGUGAGAAUACCGUCUCAGCCUUCGUCAGGAACCCCGGCUACUCCCACAUCCUGCCUACACUCUUCGGCAGGAGGCCAUCCUUGACCUUGGAGGAGGAGAGAAACAGUGAGGUCAGCGGGCGUGGCGUGGCACAGGAGGGUACAGUGGGGCCUUCCGCACACCAGCAUCGGGCGGAGGCAGACGACAACGCCCACAACACAGCUGCUGAGCGAGCCGCUACUGACGAGGGCAACGAAGUCCCCUGCGGCGCCUCGUCCUCCACCUUAGUGCCUCUACUGAAGCGGGCCGCGCCUACCUACGUGACGCCGUACUUCUCCGAGAGUGAGAGUGAAAGCCGCGAUGCCUGUCCCACAGAACCUCUCUUCCCGAGGAGUCAGGCAGCGCAGCAGGCAGGCGGUGGUGGUGGUGGUGGUGGUGGUGGGUACGUCCCGCCGUCAGAGUGUCAUAGGCUUCCUGGCACCUCAGGGAACAUGGCGGUGCAGCACGGGGACGACACAGGCGCCGCAGGUCAGAGCUACGUGCAGGCUGAUGCCUUUCCCCACGCCACUGUCUCACCUGACGCGGCAGACGCCAGGAACACCCCCGCUGAGGACCACUGGUAUAUGGGCCUUGACUCGCCGGUGGUGGGAGGCGACUCUGCACGCUCCCAGGACCCGCCAGACCCGACACACGACCCCGUCACCUCCGUCACCCGUGUCACCCCCGUCACCCCCACCCCUGACUCUCCAGCACCUAGUCACGACCCGGGAGUUCCUUCACUGAUCCCAAUGUCCCUUCGCGGCGAUGAGAAAAAUGCCGAGGCGAAGGAACAGGAGAAACCCAGUUAUGUCGCGCUCCCUGACGCCCAGCUCAGCAUGAAGUGGCUGAAGGGAGACCACGCUACUGCCGGCGAUAAUGAACCCAGUUAUGUAGCGCUCCCUGACGCCCAGCUCAGCAUGAAGUGGCUGGAGGGAGACCACGCUACUGCCGGCGAUAAUGAACCCAGUUAUGUAGCGCUCCCUGACGCCCAGCUCAGCAUGAAGUGGCUGGAGGGAGACCACGCUACUGCCGGCGAUAAUGAACCCAGUUAUGUCGCGCUCCCUGACGCCCAGCUCAGCAUGAAGUGGCUGAAGGGAGACCACGCUACUGCCGGCGAUAAUGAACCCAGUUAUGUAGCGCUCCCUGACGCCCAGCUCAGCAUGAACUGGCAGGGCGGCGGCCAUGCUGCUCCCGGCGAUGGUAAACUCUGCGCCAAGGAAGGUGAGAGGCACGAGAAGCCGCCCUGCCUGCCCAGUGGCACGCCAGCCCCGGGGUACACUGCAGUGCAGCCUCCAGACUUCGGGAAACCAGCGGAAGAGAGCACGCGAUUAAUGGCGGAGGAUUUGGAGCGCAAACCUCACCUUCCUGAUGCUAACUUCAUGUCCGCGCUGCUGCCCAGGCCUCAGCACGCCCUUGUCGUGCCUCACCCCACUGUGUCUGCUGCUUUCCCUGCCGUAAUCCCUGGUGCCUUUGAAGUCCCCAAUGUGGCCCACAAACUUGAUGUCCCCAGUACCAGUGAGAUCCCCAGCGAAGCCCAGGAGCAUUGUAAUUUUCUGUCGAGUACUGCAGAAGUUGGCGGGUACCUGCCACUCCUCGGGCUGGCGACAGACGACAAAAGCGACUCAAGAACGACUCGUAAUUCUUGGUUUACCUCCCUCCAGCCCUCCAAGCCCCUCACCUCCUCCACGCCCUCCCAGCACCCCGCGACAGGCAUCUCCUUCGUCAUGCUCAGUAAUUUGUUCUCCAGAGGUGACAAAAGUGACGAGCCUGACGUGAAGGAAAGUGAAGUAAACGCCCGCAGUGACACGGACGAGAGAACUGAGAACGAGGAGAACGAGGCGGCAGAGAACGAAAACCAGGCCUUUGGUGAUUUGCCGAAGGGAUACAGCAGGGUGGGUGACGAAGAGUGAAGGGAGGAGAGGCGUACUUCCUUUCAGGCUAAUGAUUCUCUUAUGGUUUAGCCAAAAAGCCUUUAUUUCUUCAUUAUCUAUUUUUUUUUUCCGGUGACAGUACAUUGCCUCAUGAUUUCUCUGAUUUACAAAGAGAAAUGGCAGUAAUUUAACACGAACUAGAAGCAGGGACGCGUUGAACAAAGACACCUAGUGACAUGUUACAGAAAGUUCUCUUGACUUGGGGAAGGAACACAUCACCUCCUGUACUGUUGUGGCUCCCCAGGUCUGAUUGAAGCUUACAGUGUGGUGUUUCAAGACGACUGGCUGCAGAAGUGAUCGAAUGUGUAAUCUAUAUCCUUGAGUGUCUAAUGAUAUCGCAGCUCGGUACAAUCCCUUAGGUUUAUGCCAGUGAAGUAACAAGUGUCAGUGUCGUACUAUCGUUAGCGGCUGGAAGGCUAAGCUAGUAAUUACUGAGUCUGUAAUUUCUAUAAGUAUUGUUUAUUAAACUUCUCUUUAUUUCCUUUUCUAUUUUAUUACUGUUUGUAUUAAUUAGGUUUUAGUUAGUAUCUGUUUUAGUUAGCCUCGUGUUUUCUUUACUUUCAAAAUAAAACUUUAAACUUGGAGAAAA